Owenia fusiformis is the source of this 1240-nucleotide messenger RNA. The record is from the annotation of a GenBank genome assembly. NCBI's taxonomy places the organism in Eukaryota, Metazoa, Annelida, Polychaeta, Sabellida, Oweniidae.
AUGGAUACUGAAGACGCAAAAACAUUGCCAAAGACUGAUGAGGAGUUUGUCCCCGCAAAGUCCAAGAAAUCACGUAAAAGGAAACUGCCCAAAAAUGAUGUUACUAUGGAGACCGAAGUUGCUUCUUCUACAUCAUCAGAAACUGUUGCUAAGGAAGCUUCAGUGGCCAUCACUAUGGAAACAGAUGAAGUUCCUGCGAAGCGUCCCAAUUUUCCUGCUAUCAGCGGUGACAAAUUAAUGGGUGGUGGGAAAGCUGAAACACGGAAGGUUCCCGUUCCUAAAAAUCGCUACACACCUUUGAAGGACAAUUGGAUGAAAAUCUUCACACCAGUGGUUGAACAUUUGAAGCUUCAGAUUCGAUUCAACUUGAAAUCACGAAAUGUUGAAAUCAAAAUGUGUAAAGACACUAAAGAGGUCAGUGCUUUACAGAAAGCGGCUGAUUUCGUCCAGGCCUUUUGCUUGGGAUUUGAAGUUGAUGAUGCUCUGGCAUUGGUCCGUCUUGAUGACCUUUACCUGGAGUCGUUUCAGGUUACUGACGUCAAGCCUCUCAAAGGAGACCAUCUUGCUCGAGCCAUUGGUAGGAUCGCAGGAAAAAGUGGCAAAACCAGAUUCACUAUUGAGAAUGUAACAAAGACUCGUAUCAUAUUAGCCGAUCAGAAAGUUCACAUUUUGGGGUCAUUUCAGAAUAUCAAGAUCGCACGUACGGCAAUUUGUAAUUUAAUUUUGGGUAGUCCUCCAUCUAAGGUUUAUGGUACAAUGAGAGCUAUUGCAUCUAGGUCAGCAGAGAGAUUUUGAGAAACUGUAACCAGACUUUAAGUUUAUUUAGAAUGCAUUAAUAUUGCAUUGUUUCUUCCAUUCAUUACUCCAAUUCAGACCACUGUCUUCCUCCAUGAUUUUUAUGUCACUAGAAGUGUUGACAUAUUGUUAGUCUCCAACUUUUUGUGGACAGUGUUCGGCGUCUGUAACAAAAGGUGUCUUUAACGGCAGGUGGUGACAUUUUGGAUGUUAAUUGCCUUGUUCUGUUGAAGCUUUAUUCUUAUGAAAUUCCCAAUCAACUAACCAUAUCCCUAAUCUCAGCUACUAGGCCUAUACUGUACUAGGCCUAUACUGUAGCUUCAGAGGAGCACAUUAAUAUACUCUGUAUACCAAACUGUGUCAGUAAAUAAUAGAUUAUAAUGGGUAUCAUGAUAAAAAGUAUAUUUUGUGAAAAUAAAUAUAAAUGAAAUAAAUACUAACUAUU